This is a messenger RNA of Bicyclus anynana (squinting bush brown), 4853 nucleotides long. Its product is annotated as visual system homeobox 2-like. NCBI's taxonomy places the organism in Eukaryota, Metazoa, Arthropoda, Insecta, Lepidoptera, Nymphalidae. The record is from RefSeq and is a predicted model, not a curated record. Gene Ontology annotation, biological process: regulation of transcription by RNA polymerase II. Gene Ontology annotation, molecular function: sequence-specific double-stranded DNA binding; DNA-binding transcription factor activity, RNA polymerase II-specific. Bases 356 to 1552 code for a protein of 398 amino acids. The transcript has 9 exons. Gene Ontology annotation, cellular component: nucleus.
CGGGCGGCGCCGCGGGCAGACGCGCUCCGGACGCCGCGGUGAGCGCUCGUGUCGUGCUCUGCAAAAAUACGCGAUCUACAUUAUUUUCGCGAUUUUCCGCCGUUUCAAAGAUAAUAAAAAAAUUUCUCCUUUUUAAAUUUCAACGUAACUAUGUAGAAAAUUGGAGCUCUGAAAAUCGUAAGAUAUGAUAAGAAGUGUUUACUUUUGAACUCCCGAAACAAACUUUAGAGUAGGAAAAGUGAUUCGAGAAGAAAUACUAAUAAGACACGUUCGCCUGAAUUGUGAUAUAUUAUUUAAACAUGGAGCAGAGCAGGCGAUACGACCGUUGAGCCAGAGCACACCGGCGGACGGGAGCAUGCAAGCGAUGAGCGCGAACGCGAGCGCGCCGCGGGCGCCGCAGCGCUCCCCCUUCGGCAUCCAGGAGCUGCUCGGCCUGUCGGACAACCGGGACAGCAGAGAGCGCUACUUCGAGCACCGCGAUGGCGACAGAGUGUUGAACUUAUCAGAGAGCCGCGAGGCGCGCUCGUACCCGCCGCAGUUCUCUCUGCCCGUGUCGAUGGCCAGCCGCGUCGCGUACGCUGCGGCGUUCAACGCGCAGGCCGCCGUCGCCGCCGCCUUCCUGCCGGGCCCGCCGCUGCUGCACCCGCCGCCCGGGUUCCCGCAGAUCAAACCACCCUACAGCCCGACUGCGCAGCCGCACCUCACAGCCGUUCGACAGUUUUAUUCAGGUGUGUCAUCGUUAGAAGUAGCGAAAGACUUCACGGUCGACGGGCUCACCGGUUACAACGGGAAGAAAAAGAAGAAAAAACGCAGACAUAGCAGGACGAUCUUCACCUCGUACCAGCUGGACGAGCUGGAGAAGGCGUUCAAGGACGCGCACUACCCCGACGUGUACGCGCGGGAGAUGCUCUCGCUCAAGACCGACCUGCCCGAGGACCGGAUACAGGUGUGGUUCCAGAACCGGCGCGCGAAGUGGCGCAAGACGGAGAAGUGCUGGGGGCGCUCCACCAUCAUGGCGGAGUACGGGCUGUACGGCGCCAUGGUGCGCCACUCGCUGCCGCUGCCCGAGACCAUCCUCAAGAGCGCCAAGGAGAACGACAACGUGGCGCCCUGGCUGCUCGGCAUGCACCGCAAGUCGCUGGAGGCGGCGCACCACCUCAAGGAGUCAGGGUCGGAGCGCGAGGGCUCUGAGGCGGAGGCCGAGCGCGCGCCCUCCGCCUCGCCGCACCGCCACGACGCGCACGACACGCAGGCGCAGAGUUCCCCGGGCAGCAGCACGACGGCGUCGUCGUCGGCGAAGGGGCGCGCGUCGCCCGACGGGCGCGAGAUGUACGACGACCCCGAGGCCUUCCGCAACAACAGCAUCGCGUGCCUGCGGGCCAAGGCGCAGGAGCACCAGGCGCGGCUGCUGUCCAACAACCUCCUCCUGCAGGUUCGAGGUCUACAGCGAGCGAGUGGCGCGUGCGUGAGCGUGGUGGAAGAUGAUGGCCCCGCAGACAUCGACGUGGGGACCGAGCCCCCUCCGCUCGACGCCGUCGCUCGGCUUUACUGACCCCCUGAACUGCAGGAGCUGCACCCCGCCCGCCUGCAGGAACCCCCCACGCCCCUCGUCACUGAAGCGUCCCGAGAACUCAUGCCGUACGGCACCAACCAGAUCUAUGGAUCACACGAUGAACCCACCAAAUAAAGUUGGCGAUCUCAAGGAUUAGGUACUUACUCUAUGGUGAAGUUAUUUUGGUUAAAUUGUAAAGAAUUGAACUCUGUGAAAGAAGAAUAGAACGAAAAAAGGCUUCCUACGACACUAGCAUAUUUAAAUAAGUUGAAAACUUUUAAUCGUAGGUAAAUCAAAGGCGUAGAAAUUUCCAAAGAUCAGGGAUAAUAUUGAUCACGCCUAUCACAAAAGUGGACUUUGAUAACCAUUGAGCAAAGUUUUCCAAAUUCAGUGAUUUAAUUCCUCAAUAUUGGCUAGAUUUCGCCCAAUAAGUCAAAUGUCACACGAACAUUACAGAGUGAAUAUGCGGCAUGAUACAUUAUAAUGUUGAAGACAAAGUGUUAUCGCGAAGACGAGACCGAACCAGUGACGUGUCGGGACUGGUACUUAAGUGUAAUUAUGUACAUUGUAGACUUAGUCGUAUUUAACUCGAGCCCCAGUUUUUCGUGCAAUACCCUUAGUUAAGUAUUUAUCCGUUUAGCCGUUGUGUUAGCGUUGUAUAAAGUUCUCCUGGCACUAGCUACUGUUCUUAUAGUGCCCUUCAUUUAGAUAAUAUGUUUAGGGCCUCAUCGCCGAGACAGGUGACGGACUGCACUCAUUUCAAAAUCAUCAUCUGAUGAUAAAAUCAUGGUCUCACGCACUCGAAACGACCGAAAACCAGUCCUUGCAGGUGUUUUUAUCCUAGCGCCCCUGUAAACAUUACGCUUUAUUCCUAUCGUAUUUCUAUCCUCUUUAUUAUUCAUUCUAGGAAAGUCUAUAUAGACACCCAUCACCAAAAUAUACCAAACUCUACAAUGUCGUCUGUCUCGGUGACGCGGCAAGAACACGCACCUUUAGAUAUAAAUUGUAAUAUAAGCAAAGACUAGUUCGGAGUAGUAGUUAACGAAAUCGGUACUAAAUUAAAAUUUAUUGUAAAUGUUGGGCAGUGCCCGACAUGAAAAACAAAAUGUUGUGUCUUAUCGUUUAUCGUCUAAGCGACUACAAAUUAUUCCGCGCAGAUUGCAGACAUGAUCUGAUGAUGGUUUAGUUCAUUAAAGAUGUUUACCUAUAGUUCUUUAUCUUACCUACUAUUUACGUUUAUGCAAAAAUUAUAUAUUAUUUUGCAUAAACCUAAAAAGUAAGAAUAGGUUUUUUUAUUUUAUUCUAGAGUUGAUCCAGAGUAUUCGUAUAAUGUUACAACGCCAUCUCGUAGAAGUUUCAAGUACCAGCCUGUUACAAGUAUCUCAAAAUGAUACGAGAUGGCGUUUGCUACUUAGCGAAUGAAGAAUUUUUCACUCUCACGAGCGAGUAACGACUGUGCCACGAAACCACUUUGCUCAAACCAUGACAUGAGCCUCCCUACAGAGGCUUAACUAGUUAACCAUCAGAUGAGAUCCGAUCCGAAUCCGAUCAUGUCUGGAUUCUGCGGGACUUAACAACAUUAAUUAAUUAUUAUUAUUGUAUAAUGUAAUAAAUCCGUAAGCGUUACUUAUUAUAUUUAAGUGAAUAAAUUGUACUUACAUACAGAUUGUAGGUUUUUAUUUAUCGACUGUAUAUUUGUUUCAUAUUGUAUUUUUAGUUACAUUUAAAGUAUAUAAUUUUUUUAUUAAUUUUAUGUCCAAAGGAUUUUUAUAAUACCUAGAACUUUCCUUGUGGUUCCCAUGUUCAGUUGUUUCAAGCAAAUAUUUUUUUAAGAAGAUAUUUCGAACUUGUUUAGCAUUAUAAAACUUGCUGGCCGAGUAAGUAUCAGAAUUUAAACUCAGUUUUACAUAGUAGACAUACAGAUGCAUAACUAAACUAUCGGUAGGUACCUUACCUAAGGUAUUAAACAACUAGACAAAAUACUAUAACUACCGACAGUUUUACUUAUAUUUGUUGCAAUAUAUUUUCAAUAUGAUAUUGAAAAUGAUAUUAUGAACGUGCCUAUAGGUAUGUAUCUACAAUCUACAUGUUUAAUUUCUUUUUCCAAUGUUAUAUACCUAUUACUUAAACAUAGUUUUAUUAUUUACUCUUCAUUAGUAGGAAAAUCUUUUAGGUACCUUUCUUCCAUGGAGAAUUAUUACUCGAUGUAAAGAAAGAAAGAUAAUCACCUAUGUACUAAAACUAUCGAAUCAGAGCAACGAAAUGAAAUUAUAUGUGAAACAUUUGCUAAAUAUUAUUUAAAGGCGUCGCAUUAAUUUAUCAUUCAUUCGCCAACAAAAAAGCAUGCCUUUAUGUAUUGUUUGCGUUGCGUUACGUUCAUUGGUACGAUGCAAUUCGAAACUCAAAUGCAAAAACAUUCGAUUUACCUUAACUUACGUACAAAUCUACAAACCCUUUUGUUAUUAGUUUUCAUCGCGUAGUUAACUGGAUGUAUCAGACUAAAUGUUUUACAAAUUGAAAAUAACGAAAUUGUAGGUAAACCAAAUAAAUCAGUCCUCGUCCGCGUGACAUGGAUGACAGUGGGGUGUGGGAUCGGGGACUCGGGGGGUGAUCACAGAGCAUACAACGGUAAAGCGAACGCCUUACAUUCAGACGUUAUGUGUCCCGCAGUUUCUCGAGAACAGGGUUGUCUAGUUUUAUAUUUCUUUAAAUUAUAUAUUCAUUUUUAUUGUACUUACCUAAUUUAAUUAAAAAGAGAUAGUUGAUUUAAUGGUUCUAUAUUUCACUCCAAAACAAUAUUAAGGACGUUUGACACAAUAAAAAAAGGUUACAAUUUUGGGAAUUUAAUAACUUAACACUAUUAAAAAAAAACGUAAUUAUGGGGAGACUCGUUAUCAAGAAGUCUUGUCCCCAUAUAUGCGAACUAUAUUUUCAAAGCCCUAACCGUUUUGCUCUGCCAUCAUACCCUACAGGCCACACAUCUGUAUUACGCGGCAGUGGACUCGUGAGCAUUUUGCUCAAGUAUAAAGCAAUGUUUGUGACUACGACUAGCGACAAUUAGGACCCGCCAUUUUGAUUUAGCUUCUAUUUUAUUAACACUUGAUCCAAUUUUGUUCUCGUGAUUUCGUUCAUUAGCCUCUGAUGUAAGACCAAUACCUGUACUCAAUUGUACUUAACAUUAAUUACUAUAGAAUUGUAAUAUAUUUAUUGAAUUAAAGACAAAUGGAACUACUUAAGUAAUGUGAAGCAACAUCGUAAAUACCUAAGAUUAUUUCGAUGAAUAAACAAAUGUGUAAAACUA